AUGCACGAUACAGAUCGCACCAGACAUGUGGCUACAACGCUAGAGUUGGACAGUUUUUUUUGUUUAAAGCUGCAGGAGACGGUGAAGAGGAAACUGGACAACGCACGCUCGCCCCUCAACGGGGACCAAAACGGCAUCUGUGACGGAGGCAGCUACUCUCCCACCACAAAACGGGUACGGAAGGAAGGUCUGGACUCUUUAACGGGCCUGCCCAACAGCAAUGUCCCUCCCAUUUCACCUUUACACCACCAAAUGGACAUCAAGCCCCUGCUCGGAGGGCCGAACACUUCCACGGGAAAUAGCACAGCGAACAGUAACGGGACUCAUGUCGGCAGGACGUCAGACGAGAUGGUCAAAAACGGUGGUAGCCAUCUUCCAGACAUGAAGCUGAACAGGUCUUUAGACUUGGAGGACAGUUUUGGUCUCCUUAAGGACUUAAAACAGGAGCCUCUGGACGACACAGGCGAGACUUCAGACCCACAAUCAUUGUCCAAUCAAAACAAACUCUUUUCGGACAUCAACCUCAACGAUCAGGAGUGGCAGGAGCUGAUCGACGAGCUGGCCAACACGGUGCCUGAGGACGACAUGCACGACCUCUUCAACGAGGACUUUGAGGACAAGAAAGAGCCCGAGUUUGGACGGACCACCAGCAAUCAGACACCCGGGCCACAGGAGGCAGGGCCCCAGAGCACAACGAGCGGGACGGGGUCUGCAGCACCUCUCCCUCCACCACCUCAACAGAGCGGUCCCCAGGUCCCCAUGGGCUCCCCGCAGGUUCGGCCAUCUUCGUCGGGUCCUCAGUUUGCGACCACAGCCAACGGGACUCCUCCUCAACAACCUCUGCAGCAGUCUCCCGCCGUUGCCAUGGCGUCAGGUUCUCCGCUGCACAACUGUGUAGCUCGAUCACCUCAGACCCCGACGCAAGCGCAGACUCAGGCCGGCUCACGUCCAGGGAACGGCUACUUGAUGAACCCAGGCCCCGGAGUGAGCGCUGCGGGGACGGGGCCUGGUGUUCCUCCCUCUGUGGGACCCGUCACACCUGAACUGUCUCCAGCGGAGCAGCUCAAAGCCAUGGCAGCUCAGAGAGCCAAGCUCCUGCAGCAGAAACAGCAGCAGCAGCAGGCGGCCAACUGGUCUCCUGCAGGACCUCCCACCAGCCCAUACAACUCUGGUCCCUUUAACCAGGACAAACCCAACAGCCCCAUGAUGUACCCACCACAAGCCUUUAAUGCACCACAGGGCCCCCUGGUGGCUGGCAUGACCCCCAACAACGGGCCCAAAGCUCCCAUGAACAACUACCUCCCUCACAACCACAUGGGCAUGAACAGCAUGAACCAGAGCGCUCUGUCCAAGCAGCAGACUGCUGCCAUGUUGUCCUACAACAACACCAAACCGCUCAGCCACUUCAGCGGCAGCGGAGUCGACCACAUAGGCCAAAGGAUGACCCCUCCUAUGGGGGGCAACAGCCAAGUCAAAAACCCCAUGAUGCCACCUUACAUGGGAGGGGGAGGAGGUGGGGGCCAGGGGGCGGGGCCAGGACAGACACAAGGGCCAAUCCCAGGGCAGACGGCGCACCUAAGCGAGGAGCAGAAGAGGAUGAUGCUGAUGAAGCAGAAGGUGUUGAACCAGAACAUGCCGUACAGUGGGAUGCAGCCGCACGGACAGGCCUCAAAAAUCAGCGGCUCCGUCCAAACCAUUCAAAUGUAG
Knipowitschia caucasica is the source of this 1707-nucleotide messenger RNA. Lineage: Eukaryota; Metazoa; Chordata; Actinopteri; Gobiiformes; Gobiidae. The record is from the annotation of a GenBank genome assembly.